This is a messenger RNA of Lepisosteus oculatus (spotted gar), 2366 nucleotides long. Its product is annotated as PI-PLC X domain-containing protein 1-like. Lineage: Eukaryota; Metazoa; Chordata; Actinopteri; Semionotiformes; Lepisosteidae. Gene Ontology annotation, molecular function: phosphoric diester hydrolase activity. Gene Ontology annotation, biological process: lipid metabolic process. The record is from RefSeq and is a predicted model, not a curated record.
GGAGUUUAUAGACGGUCCCUGGAUCCAAACAAGAGCGUACUCGUGAAAACUUGCAAGAAGAGCGAUCGAGGAGGAAGCAGAGGACUCGGUAGAUAAGAGAAGAAAAGCACUUUCGUUCUGAAGCUGCGACCUGUGCUGUAUAUAAAUAUUGAUGUCGAAAAAGAAGGUUCUCGUUUUAAAACCAUGUACAUAGACUUAAUCUGGUGGACGUCUGCGCUAGCUGGUCCAGUGCAGCAUCGCCGACAGUGAAGACUCUCUGUGCACAGCUACUGUAUAAAGUAUGGAUGACGCAGAAGCGAAGAGUGCUAUCAAACGCGAUAGGCACUACUCAAACUGGAUGUCUGAGCUGCCUGAAAAACUCUGGGACGUGCCUCUGUGCUUUCUGGCAAUACCAGGAAGCCAUGAUACCAUGAGCUAUUGCUUGGAUAUGAACUCCCCGCUCCAGAGAUCAGAGCCGUUCUUGCUGAAGGUGCUGGACUGCCUUAUGCCCUGUUUCACGCGGCCUUGUAUCUACAAAUGGGGAACGACUCAGGACCAUUGCAUUGCCGAGCAACUGGAAGCAGGGGUACGCUUCUUUGAUCUACGGAUAGUUCACAAGCAAUGUGACUGCUCCAACACGCUGUAUUUUGCACAUGGCAUUUACAGUGUCAUAACUGUGCAGGAGGCUCUUAAAGAUUUUGCCGACUGGCUAAAGUCUCAUCCGAAAGAGGUUAUCAUUUUGAAUUGUUCCCAUUUUGAAGGACUUAGCCAUGACCAUCAUGAGCACCUAAUCUUCUUUAUGAAGAACCUGUUUGGAAACAAAAUCUGCCCCCGCUCGGAAAUCUUAAGGCUAAGGAAUCUGUGGAGUCUGGGUUAUCAGGUCAUCAUUUCCUAUGAUGAUACAGAAUCUACUCAAGAACAUAAGGAAUUGUGGGACCCCAUCCAAUACUGGUGGGCAGACCGAGUGGAAGCACAAGGUGUGAUUCAGUAUUUAGAGGAUCAGAAGGAAAACGGACGACCAGGAGAUUUAUUUGUAGCUGGUCUUAACCUUACAGAGGACACAAAAUACAUCAUCCUGCAUCCCUGGGAGUCAAUGAGGAGCCUGACACUGAAGAGUUACUCCCUUUUUUUGGACUGGAUUGAAAAGCAGUCCCCUGGAUCAGGCAGAACUUGCUUAAACAUUUUUUGUGGGGAUUUUGUUGGAAUUAAUAAUUUUGUUCCCAUUGUCAUUGAUCUGAACAGAAAACUGGUGGACGCAGAUAUGAUCAUCAGAUCCUAAACUGAUGAUUAAACGCAAAUAUCGGAUUCCGUCUUCAAAUCAGCUUUGUGAUAUUGGCAGAGACACAAGAGAUAAAGAGAAUAUCAGACGCUUAAAUUCUCAGUAAUGCAAAAUGCAACCAUGCGUCUAGUAUCAGAAAGCCCCAUAGUCCAGCCAGGGUCAUAGCAACUCAAAACCAGUCCUCAAAACCUCACAACUCUAAAACCCUCUAGGUGGUGUCUGUGCUUGGCCGAGGAGCCAACAGUGCAAAGUUUCCAUCUGUGGGAUUAUAACUAAAUGCCUCUAAAUCAGAAUCCUGUUUAAUCUAGUACACCAUGGACAGCAUCAUAGUCCACUGCAGGACACACACAAGCACAAUCUCCUGUUCGUUAUUGCAUCUGGGGUCAUCUCGUCUGUCUGGUACAUGUAAAGUCGAUAACACGUUUGCACAGCUCCGGCUCCUGUUUUUUCAUUCUGUUUAAAGGAGACAAUCAUUGAACGUCCCCUUAAAUUAGCUUCAGAUUCACCUCGGGAGGCACUGCUACUGCCUGUCAACAUUUAGAUUAUUCCGGAGCUGCCUACAGGUAUUAGCAGUUUAUUUGCUGCUGAUCUUUAUAUGUCACAAAAAGUCUUUCUGAUGCUUUUUUCUUGUCCUUUGGGUUAUUUUUCUUUGCCUGUCAGCCUCCAACACUGGAGUACCGCAGGAACUGUGCUGCUGUGCUAGAAUUCUGUUCUGUGUUCAGUGUCACCAUGAAGUAUUGAGUGACAGUUUCUUCCAGUCUCAUAAUGGGCUGCUUACUGUAGAAAGAUAUUAGAGGCUGGCUUGAGGGCAGAACCGAAGGGAUUAGACAGCACCUUAUGUCGUUGCUGUUUGGCACAGACCAACUUUGAUUCCACCUUUCCACUUAAUGACAAAUGGUUGUUUGGGAAGUCUGGGAUUUGUGCUAUACUGUGGAAUGAACAUGAGUGGUGCAGUGGCACAGUGGCCUUGUGGCACUGGGGCCUUGGGUUCAGUGCCAGGUAAGGGGUGACACCUGAAUGGAGUCUGUAUCUUCUCCCCAUGUUUGCAUGGGCUUCCUGUGAGAACUGCAUUUUCCUCCCACAGUCCAAAGACAUAGUGGGAGAUGAA